Messenger RNA from Manihot esculenta (cassava), 1937 nucleotides. Its product is annotated as importin subunit alpha-9. Gene Ontology annotation, cellular component: nucleus; cytoplasm. NCBI's taxonomy places the organism in Eukaryota, Viridiplantae, Streptophyta, Magnoliopsida, Malpighiales, Euphorbiaceae. The transcript is spliced from 11 exons. Bases 144 to 1700 code for a protein of 518 amino acids. The record is from RefSeq and is a predicted model, not a curated record. Gene Ontology annotation, molecular function: nuclear import signal receptor activity; protein binding. Gene Ontology annotation, biological process: NLS-bearing protein import into nucleus.
AGCGGCGAUUUUUGGCGCUUGGGCGCGUGAAUGCAUAGAAUCGUUGUCAUUUGGGGUUUUUACUUUCAGGGGAAAUUCUUAGGCACGUUCAAAACCUCACAGCUGCACAAACACUUCUCUGCUUUCUCUAAGCUUUCUCUGUAAUGGCUGAAGAUGGAUUAGCUUCUCAUAGAAGAGACCCUAUCAAGUCUUCAGUUGGGAGUGUUGCGGCGCAGAAGAGACGGCAGAAUGCUGUGGCUGUGGGUAAGGAAAGGAGAGAAUCAUUAGUUCGGGCAAAGCGUCUUUGCAGAGUGGGGACCAGUGGUGAUGGUGAUACUCCACUUGACAGUGAUAUGAUGAUUGACGAAGAGCAAUCGAUCCUGGAGGUCCAAACUGUAUCGGCGGUGGAAGAGUUGAAGUCUGCUGUUGCUUUCCAAGGAAAAGGUGCAAUGCAGAAGAAAGUUGGUGCACUUCGUGAACUAAGGCGGUUGCUGUCAAGAUCUGAAUUCCCUCCCAUUGAAGCUGCUCUUAAAGCUGGAGCAGUUCCGCUACUUGUGCAGUGCCUUGCAUUUGGCUCUCCUGAUGAACAGUUACUCGAGGCAGCUUGGUGCCUUACAAACAUUGCAGCAGGAAAACCAGAGGAAACAAAGGCUUUACUGCCUGCUUUACCAUUGCUUAUUGCACACCUUGGAGAAAAGAGUUCCUUGCCUGUUGCUGAGCAGUGUGCAUGGGCAUUGGGAAAUGUUGCUGGAGAAGGAGAAGAUUUGAGGAAUGUUUUGCUAUCCCAAGGAGCCUUACCGCCUCUUGCUAGAAUGAUGCUACCAAACAAGGGUUCAACUGUUAGAACAGCUGCUUGGGCAUUAUCAAACCUAAUCAAGGGGCCAGGUUCUAAAGCUGCAACAGAACUCAUUAGAGUUGAUGGGGUACUGGAUGCAAUAUGUCGGCACUUGAGAAAAGCGGAUGAGGAAUUGGCGACUGAAGUAGCAUGGGUAGUCGUGUAUCUUUCAGCCCUCUCAAAUGUUGCUACCAAUAUGCUGGUGAAAAGUGAUGUUCUUCAAUUGCUUAUACAAAGAUUGGCAACAUCAAACAGCUUGCAAUUGCUUAUUCCGGUGCUGAGAAGUUUAGGUAACCUUAUAGCUGGUGAUUCUCACUCAAUCUCUGCUGUUCUUCUUCCUGGACGUGAAAUCACAGAUAAUAUCAUUGAGGUCCUAGUAAAAUGUUUGAAGAGUGAACAUCGAGUAUUGAAGAAGGAAGCUGCCUGGGUGUUAUCUAAUAUAGCUGCCGGUUCAGUUGAGCACAAACAGUUCGUCUAUUCUAGCGAGGCAGUGCCUUUACUAUUGCGGCUUCUUUCAACGGCACCAUUUGACAUAAGGAAGGAAGUAGCUUAUGUUUUGGGUAAUCUCUGUGUUGCUCCAGCAGAGGGCAAUGGGAAGCCAGACCUAAUUUUGGAGCACUUAGUUUCCCUUGUUGGUAGAGGAUGCCUUCCUGGUUUUAUUGACUUGGUUAGAUCCGUUGAUAUAGAAGCUGCAAAACUAGGUCUUCAAUUUAUAGAGCUGGUUUUGAGGGGGAUGCCAAACCGUGAGGGCCUAAAACUUGUUGAACGAGAGGAUGGGAUUGAAGCCAUGGAAAGAUUUCAGUUUCAUGAAAAUGAAGAUCUGAGAAACAUGGCAAACGGUUUGGUUGAUAGAUACUUUGGCGAGGACUAUGGGGUUGACGAAUAGGCUGAUGGAGUGAUUGUUACCAAAGUACAAUCUUCUCGCACCGGGAAUGACAUAGUUGGUCUAAUUUCUUUUGUGCAAUAUGAAUUAUGAAUCCAGAGAGAACCCUGUUGCUCAUGGCGAAUGCCAAAUAGAACUUAAUGACUGGGUGGGUUGGUGUGACAAGACAAGAACUGCUCCUGAGUUUGUAGCAUGUUUGCAAUUGCAUAGGCAAUUAUGGACUGAUUUGUUCUUUCUGAA